This is a messenger RNA of Paracoccidioides lutzii Pb01, 279 nucleotides long. RefSeq lists its product as hypothetical. The coding region runs from base 1 to 279 and encodes 92 amino acids. The transcript has 2 exons. The record is from RefSeq and is a predicted model, not a curated record.
AUGGCUCCGAACUUCUUUUUGGAGGCUAAAAUUCCUGAUGGAUCCCUUGCUGUUGCUACACGACAAGCAUGUUACGAUGGCGCACUGGGAGCUGAUUCAUCAUGGUGGUACACUCAAGCUAUACGCUAUCAUGUCAGCGAGUCUGGGGAUCAGAGUCAACCCCGGGGCUUUGUGACCCUACUCAAUGCUUGGGGCAUGACUAGGAACUUUGGAGACCUUUCGACAAGGAGCAUCGGCAUGCCGAAAUGCUUGAGACUGCGCAAAGGAACAGAGGCAUGA